AUGGCGUUGGGCAUGGCUUUCGGCAUGAACACGGGCUACGCUGUGAACCCUGCGCGUGACUUGGGUCCACGCAUCUUCACGGCCAUCGCCGGCUGGGGCUCCAAGGUCUUCACCAUUCGAAACUACUACUUCUGGAUCCCGCUCGUCGCCGACUCUCUGGGCGGAGUGUGCGGCGCAGGUCUGUACCGCGUCUUAGUGGAGAUGCACCACCCGCAGCCUCAGCCAGAGCUAGUGUAG
Messenger RNA from Phytophthora nicotianae INRA-310, 237 nucleotides. RefSeq lists its product as hypothetical. NCBI's taxonomy places the organism in Eukaryota, Oomycota, Peronosporomycetes, Peronosporales, Peronosporaceae. Gene Ontology annotation, cellular component: plasma membrane. Gene Ontology annotation, molecular function: water channel activity; glycerol channel activity. The transcript has a single exon. The coding region runs from base 1 to 237 and encodes 78 amino acids. The record is from RefSeq and is a predicted model, not a curated record. Gene Ontology annotation, biological process: water transport; glycerol transmembrane transport.